Molecule: messenger RNA, 2225 nt
Organism: Drosophila sechellia
Lineage: Eukaryota; Metazoa; Arthropoda; Insecta; Diptera; Drosophilidae
Product: double-stranded RNA-specific editase 1
Exons: 5
Coding region: 1037-2131 (364 amino acids)
Biological process (GO): regulation of regulatory ncRNA processing; siRNA processing
Cellular component (GO): cytoplasm; RISC-loading complex; RISC complex
Molecular function (GO): siRNA binding; double-stranded RNA binding
Source: RefSeq, a predicted model, not a curated record
UCCCGUCAGCGCAGUAAGCUUAUCUCUGUGAUUUGAACAGUGAAAAAUUAAAUUACAAAAACGAAAAAAUCAAGAUGGAGGGAAAACUUCGUCCACUCACGGCAAACAACAAGCCAUUUGUCUUUGGAGGCAUUUACCGCACAAAGUGAAAGUGUGUGUAUUCAUUACAAUUGUGAACUCAUUUGCAAUAGCCACUAAAAGCGGGUUAAUCGAAAGUGCAGAGUCUGCACUGCAGAUCGUUGUCCGAAUUCCACCAGCAUCCACAAUGCACCCUCCAGCCCACCCCCAGCUUUCCCUCUUCCAUUGCAUUUGUAUCCCACCCAUUUGGUCAUUGCACUCAUUCCCCUCCGUUCGUGCUUUCGAUCAACCAGAGAUGGCUAGCACUGCGAUAGUUUCACGCUGGACUUGCGGUUAUCGCUAACUUUUAUGGCUAAUGAAAAUGGAUUCACCCAAAAUUGUAACUAAAAUUAUUAGUUUUGCGUCAGAUAGCAAUCCCCAUUCACUCCACCGAAAGUGCCCGAAACGAGCCGGCGACCAUGAGCUCAGCCGAUGACCGAAGGAUCCCCAUAACUAUACUAUUCCAAGUCCAAAAUGAAUUCGUGUUUGAUUUGUUUCGUACUUAAAUAGAAAGAAAAAAUUUAACUUAUUUUAGAAUUGUGUAACUUAUGGAGCACUAGUCAUUAAAAAUUACUCUAUUUUUGCAUAUCGGAGAAAAUUGUAUUAGAAUUAGAAUUUGAUUUUCUCGAACCUCGCUGCAACAGAAUACAUUAGCGAAAAAUUAACUCACCAUAAGACUGCAUUUAUUUGUUAAUCGGACUUUGGUGUUUUUAACCCCUUAAAAUGAAUGAGGGAAUUGUUACCCUACCCUAGAUCCACAGUCGCUGGGCAGGUGGCUCCGCUGGUGCAGAGUUUCGUUUCGGGGCACUUGGGUCGCAGGAAUGGCCAUGGCUAUUUCCUGAACUAUGGUUUUAAGUUGACCAGCCGACCACCCUGACGCUUCCGGAAUCCCAAUGCCACCGUCAAGCCUUUGAUCCAAAUGCCGUUGCAGGCCGCCAAUGUCCAGGAGCAGCAGUCUCCUCCGGUGGCUUCAUAUCCGACACCGGCCACUCCGGUGGCUGUUCAGCAGCCAUCGACUCCUGUCCCCGUUCAAGUGCCGAACUCGUCCGUCCAACAGCAAAAUCCGGAUGUGGACGCCAUCGCCUCGAAGCUGGCCUUGCCAGUUAUCAUCAAGGAGGAGCCGAUCUCUGUCGACGAUGAACCGUCCGUCGACAUUAUAGAGGACAAUACCAGUGCCAGCGGCAUCGGGGGCAAGAUCCCAUUUAAAAAGAUCUUCCAAAAGCGGAAGAAGUCGUCUGAACGCACUCGGGACAAGAAGCUGCGACGGAAUCGCCAGCUGCGCAAGUCCAUGCUCCCCAAAAACGCUCUGAUGGCCCUCAACGAGGUUAAGGGCGUGACCAUCAGCGAUUUCACCAUCGACUUCAAUACCGACGGGGGAUUCACGGCCGUUGUCACUGUGAACUCGACUCAGUACGUGGGCAAGGGUACCUCAAAGAUGACAGCCAAGAACGCGGCCUGCGAGAAGGCUUGGCGCGAUUUUAUAAUUGCGAAGAUGACGCCUAAGCCUCCCCGUAUUCACCAGGUGGAGAUAGGUGCGGAGCCAAUAGACACUAACGAGGAUGAGGCCGAUGCACCGGAUGAUGAUCUGCCCAUGUUGAAUCUGGCUUCGUUUGCCAUCUACAAGCUCUUCACGGAGUGGGAGCGCGAGGGCUAUGUCGUACCCGAGAUGCACCCUUCGGCCAAUGCUGCCCAGCAGGCCGGAGGGGAUGCCGGAACUCCAGUUCCCGCCGCGCCCAAGGAACCAAAGAAGCCGCCAGUGCGUACGGAGCUACCCUCUGGCUGGGAGACCAUGCACCCGGCGACCAUUCUUUGCAUUAUGCGCCCGGGACUCAGCUACUCGGACUACGGGUCAUCUGGCGACAAUACCACCGGCAUGCAGCAUCUGGGAAUCACGGUGGACAACCAGGAAUUCCACGCCCACGGCAGAUCCAAGAAGAUCGCCCGUCUCAACGUGGCCGUGAAAGUGUGCAACUCUCUGUUCGGCACAAACUUCGCCUACGGCGACACCGCUUAAGACACCAACUCCAACCGCAGACUCCAACUGCCGACAGCAACACACCUCGCCAACACGCCUCUCUUAAUUAUAAUGUAUACAAUUGUACCGUGGA